CUUUGCUGUUAGCCUCUUGGAACUUCGAGCCCAGCUGCUCGCACAGGACUCGGCCACCUGCCCUUCCUGCACCGCCUGGCCAGGAGUUCAGAGCCUCAUGCUGAGCCAGGAGGAGCUCCGGGGGACGCACAGGGCAGGAUCGGGAUUGAGAGGCUGAAAAACUCAAGAGGUUUGGAUAUGGACCUUCUUCAGUUCCUGGCCUUCCUCUUUGUCUUGCUUUUGUCUGGGACGGGAGCCACAGGCACCUUGAGGACUUCCCUGGACCCAAGCCUGGAGAUCUACAAGAAGAUGUUUGAGGUGAAGCGGCGGGAGCAGCUGUUGGCACUGAAGAACCUGGCACAGCUGAACGACAUCCAUCAGCAGUACAAGAUCCUUGAUGUCAUGCUCAAGGGGCUCUUUAAGGUGCUGGAGGACUCCCGGACAGUGCUCACCGCUGCUGAUGUGCUCCCAGAUGGGCCCUUCCCCCAGGACGAGAAGCUAAAGGAUGCUUUCUCCCACGUGGUGGAGAACACGGCCUUCUUCGGCGAUGUGGUGCUGCGCUUCCCGAGGAUUGUGCACUAUUACUUUGACCACAACUCCAACUGGAACCUCCUCAUCCGCUGGGGCAUCAGUUUCUGCAACCAGACGGGCGUCUUCGACCAGGGGCCCCACUCGCCCAUCCUCAGCCUGAUGGCCCAGGAACUGGGGAUCAGUGAGAAAGACUCCGACUUCCAGAACCCAUUUAAAAUCGACCGCACAGAGUUCAUUCCCAGCACUGACCCUUUCCAGAAGGCCCUGAGAGAAGAAGAGAAACGCCGGAAGAAAGAGGAGAAGCGGAAAGAGAUCCGAAAAGGCCCGAGGAUCUCCAGAUCCCAGUCUGAGUUAUAGCCCUGGAGCAGCUCAGGGCUCAAGGGGCCACAAGGAGGCAGGUAGGGAGGAAGAAGAGGUGGAGAUGUAGUUGUGGUGGAGAGCACCAGCCAGCCCCUUCCAGAAGGAGAGGCCACAUUUUCCCAGCCCCCUGGAGCUGGGUCUGAGCCCUGGCUAAAGGGACUGAGCCUCAGAUGGCUGGCUUUUCUCUCAGGGGCCUCCUGCUGAAGGGGCCUUCAGAGGACUUUAUACUGGAAAUAUGACCCUGUGCAGACUGCUGGGGGAAGCAGGGGGAUGCCUGCCUGGACUCUUUUGGUGGCUGAAAACCUCUGGCCAGCUGGCUUCCACUCUUGGUGGGGAAGCAGCAGAAGUAGGUUCUGAGCCACAGGUGAGGGUGCCACCCUGCUGCUGGCCCCACAGUGUCACAGAGCUGCCCGGCACAGGUCCCAGCCCCUCUGCAGAGACACAAUAAAAGCCAGCGGACCCUUUGGACCAAC
Molecule: messenger RNA, 1343 nt
Organism: Mandrillus leucophaeus (drill)
Lineage: Eukaryota; Metazoa; Chordata; Mammalia; Primates; Cercopithecidae
Gene: CCDC134
Product: coiled-coil domain containing 134
Exons: 8
Coding region: 178-867 (229 amino acids)
Source: RefSeq, a predicted model, not a curated record